Molecule: messenger RNA, 2296 nt
Organism: Mugil cephalus (flathead mullet)
Lineage: Eukaryota; Metazoa; Chordata; Actinopteri; Mugiliformes; Mugilidae
Product: E3 ubiquitin-protein ligase RNF186-like
Exons: 1
Coding region: 300-1091 (263 amino acids)
Biological process (GO): protein ubiquitination
Molecular function (GO): ubiquitin protein ligase activity
Source: RefSeq, a predicted model, not a curated record
GGUGUCACAACGCGGCGCUGUCCACGGCCUGUGGUGCUGAAAUUCAGAGGGACAAACCAGGGUGCCCUUUCCUGUCACCGCAGGCGCUAAAUUCUAAUUAUACGCCUAAAUAGGCCGAUUAAAUCCACCUUAUACACAUGACCUGCGCUUGUGACAAAUCGAGCAGGUGACAGACACCAAAUUGGAAAAUCAAUUUGAACAAGUCUAUGCACUGGAUUCUCUCUCUCUCUCUAAACGGUUAGUUCUGGUAUGAUCGUGAUGGAGCCUCGUCUGCUCUACGGGGUGCGCUCCAGGUGGUUAUGCGUCUGUUCUGUGAACCGGAUGGAGCCAAGAGUGCUACCGGGACUGAGUCACACCGGGGGAACGCACACCGAGAACUUGUUGUUUCCUCUCGGGAUGCUUUGUUAUGUGGUGAAAUUUUGAUCGGCGCCCCUCAGAUAGAUCUGUUUUUACACAGCGUUAUAAGACCGAACAUGGCGGAGGCGGUCAGCGGCGGAGGCGUGCCUGACGCGACCGACUCGCUCCCCGGUGACGAGUACGAGUGCAAAAUAUGCUACAACUACUUCGACUUGGACCGACGUCGCCCCAAACUGCUGAGCUGUUCCCACACCUUCUGCCAGGAGUGCCUCGAAACCUUGCACCUCCGAGAGGGCGGCGGAUGGAGAAUCGGCUGCCCCGUGUGUCGACACCGGACCCCGGUGCCAGAAUACCGCGUUCGCAACCUCCCGGAUAACGCCCCGCUGACUGAAGCGCUGCCGGUUAAAGUGCAACGCGUGAACGGGUCAGAAGAACGAACGGGUGCCAGCGUCUCUUCCUCCCAAGAGACAAACGACAGCUGCGACACUUGCGCACAUGUUGCGUUGAGCCUCUGCGUGUGCGCCAUCGUCUCCUUCCUCUCCACCGUGGUGCUCUUAUUUCUGGGCCUCAUCUUUGUGCACCACCGCAUGGCGCCACCGGUCGUCCUGUGCCUGCUCACCGCCAGCGUCCUCGCCCUGUUCUCCAUUAUCCUGACUUGGUUAACGUGUUUGCUGAAGUAUCGGACUGAACCUGAGGCGAGCAACCUCAGUUCCCUCACAUCUAAUAGCCUGUAAUGUGUUCCUGGGGUACACAAAUUCAAUUUGGCCUCAGUAGAAAUUUGAAAGUGAAUGUUGUUUAUUUAUUUACCCGGAAGACAACAACACCACAGUUGUGUACACAAACAUAGAAUAUUUCCAUCUGGUUUUCUGGGACACAUCCAUACAGUAUUAUUAUACUUUCUGCUUUCCCUGUACUGUACAUUUGUACAGUACUAGUAGUUGUACUUGACUCAAGUAUUUCCAUUUUGUGUUUUUUUCUUCUUCAUAAGAAAUUCUAAAGUAAAAUGAAUAUAAAGACAGACCCCUGUGAGAUGACUUUACAUCGCAGAAACCUAGAAUACAACCACCAGACAUAAUCAUAAAAACACAAACUAUGCAAUGCCUCUGAAAACCAGUGUGACACUUGACAGAAAAAAGACAGCACUCACACGAAAAGUCUCCCCACUAUUGUGAGAAUGUUCCAUCUUUCCAGGUGUGAGGGCAUCACCUGUGCGGGUUACACCACAUAUUUAGGUUAAAUUAGGUUUUAGGUAAGGUACAUAUUUUAGGUCUAAACUCUGGCUGAAUUAUUCUAAAACGUUGCACUUUCAUUGCUGAAGCUGUUGUCGAUUUGAAUGUGUGCUCUAGAUCGAUGUCAUGACAAGAGACGUCACAUGUCGGAACCAACCACUACUUGCAAGAUGUACUUAAUGCUGCCAUCUUGGCCUCCCUGAUCCGUUUUCUCUUCAUCUUCUCACUACUUUUAGUAGGAUGUGAUACUUUUGAUGUUAUUGCUGAGCCAUAUGUUCUCCACUUGUCUUGUCUGUGUUCCGUGUUAAUAUUCUUUGUGACCCUCACCUGAGUGAAACCUUCAAACACCAAGUACUGUAUUGUGUAUUCUGAGCUGUCUGUGGUGUCAUUCAUUCACGACUCAUGUAGUAGCACACAGACAAGAAUAUGUUUGAAAAAUCUUAAAAGACAUUCGUUUGGAGACAAUCAGAGUUGCUAGACGAAGACAAGCACUGUCACUGCCCAGUUAUAAAAGGGUGUGUGCACGUAUAUUUUUUUUUCUGAAAUGUGUCAUCAGCUGGUCAUCAGCUGUAAUGCAAAGGUUGAUAAGUAAUGGGACAAAAGUUGUGACUUGAUUGAUUCAUUCAAUGUUUUAAUGGGUUGUUAUGAGUUUUAGUGGGUGCUGUAUUUUUAAAUCUGACACCACAAAAUAAAUAAAUGAUCAAAAUCAA